This is a messenger RNA of Phodopus roborovskii (desert hamster), 1987 nucleotides long. RefSeq names its product malic enzyme 3 (gene Me3). Gene Ontology annotation, molecular function: malate dehydrogenase (decarboxylating) (NAD+) activity; malate dehydrogenase (decarboxylating) (NADP+) activity; NAD binding. The transcript is spliced from 14 exons. The record is from RefSeq and is a predicted model, not a curated record. Gene Ontology annotation, cellular component: mitochondrion. Lineage: Eukaryota; Metazoa; Chordata; Mammalia; Rodentia; Cricetidae. Bases 109 to 1923 code for a protein of 604 amino acids. Gene Ontology annotation, biological process: malate metabolic process; pyruvate metabolic process.
UACGCGUCCUGACUCUGGCCCCGCGCUUUGCUGGCUCGCAGGACCUUGCUUGGCUAGAGGGCACCUCUGACCUUGGUCUCUCCCUGGUUCCAGAUCUGCGCCAGGACCAUGGGUGCAGCGCUGAUCACUAGCCCGCGGCUGGCCUCCCUGCCACGCCUGGCCUGCGGCACUCUCCGGCGCCAGGCACCCUCCGUGCCCGCCCAGGGCUACCACUCAAAGUCGGGCUCGCCUCGCCCCGUGCCCCUGAAGAAGCGAGGAUACGAUGUCACCAGAAACCCUCAUCUCAACAAGGGCAUGGCCUUCACACUCGAAGAAAGACUGCAGCUUGGCAUCCAUGGCCUGAUCCCGCCCUGCUUCCUCAGCCAAGAUGUCCAGCUCCUCCGCAUCAUGAGAUACUAUGAGAAACAGCCAAGCGACCUGGACAAGUAUAUCAUUCUCAUGACUCUCCAAGACCGAAAUGAGAAGCUCUUUUACCGAGUGCUGACCUCAGAUGUGGAGAAAUUCAUGCCCAUUGUGUACACACCCACUGUGGGGCUAGCCUGUCAGCAAUAUGGUCUGACCUUCCGCCGACCGCGUGGGCUGUUUAUCACCAUUCAUGACAAGGGCCAUCUUGCAACAAUGCUGAACUCUUGGCCAGAGGACAAUAUUAAGGCAGUUGUGGUGACUGAUGGAGAGCGCAUACUGGGCUUGGGAGACCUAGGCUGCUACGGCAUGGGCAUCCCUGUGGGCAAGCUGGCCCUGUACACAGCAUGCGGAGGGGUGAAUCCACAGCAGUGCCUUCCUGUCCUGCUAGAUGUCGGCACCAACAAUGAGGAGCUUCUCAGAGACCCUCUGUACAUUGGCCUGAAACACCAGCGUGUUCGUGGGAAGGAGUAUGAUGAUCUACUGGAUGAAUUCAUGCAGGCUGUGACAGAUAAGUUUGGAAUAAAUUGCCUCAUCCAGUUUGAAGACUUUGCCAACGCCAAUGCCUUCCGUCUGCUCAACAAAUACCGCAACAAGUACUGCAUGUUCAAUGAUGAUAUCCAAGGCACAGCCUCUGUAGCUGUGGCAGGGAUCCUGGCUGCUCUGAGAAUCACCAAGAACAGGCUCUCCAAUCAUGUGUUUGUCUUCCAGGGUGCAGGUGAGGCAGCCAUGGGCAUCGCCCACCUCCUUGUUAUGGCCCUGGAAAAGGAAGGCGUACCCAAGGCAGAAGCCAUAAGGAAGAUCUGGAUGGUGGACUCCAGGGGUUUAAUUGUCAAGGGUAGGAGCCACCUGAACCAUGAGAAGGAGAUGUUUGCCCAAGACCAUCCUGAAGUCAACUCCCUGGAGGAAGUAGUGAGGCUGGUGAAGCCCACAGCAAUUAUAGGUGUUGCUGCCAUCGCAGGAGCCUUCACGGAGCAGAUUCUGAGGGACAUGGCCUCCUUCCAUGAGCGCCCAAUCAUCUUUGCCCUGAGCAACCCCACCAGCAAGGCUGAGUGCACAGCCGAGAAGUGCUACCAGGUCACAGAGGGCCGAGCGAUCUUUGCCAGUGGAAGUCCUUUUAAGCAUGUGACUCUGGAAGAUGGCAGGACUUUCAUCCCUGGUCAGGGAAACAAUGCCUAUGUGUUUCCUGGGGUAGCACUGGGUGUCAUUGCCGGUGGGAUCCGACACAUCCCAGACGAAAUCUUUCUCCUGACAGCAGAGAAUAUUGCACAAGAAGUCUCCGAACAGCACCUGUCUCAGGGGAGAUUGUACCCACCACUCAGCACCAUCCGAGAUGUGUCUCUGAGACUUGCAGUCAAAGUCCUCGACUAUGCAUAUAAACACAACCUGGCCUCCUACUAUCCAGAGCCCAAGGACAAGGAGGCUUUUGUAAGAUCUCUGAUCUACACUCCAGACUAUGACUCCUUCACACUAGAUACCUACAGUUGGCCUAAGGAAGCUAUGAAUGUUCAGAAGGUCUGAUGCAUUCUCUGGGGUAUGUUUGGGAUGGAUGAAGAAAUACAACAUAAAUUGGUCCCAAAAUGGC